CCAAGCUGCUGGGGAAACAUGGCGUCAGUCUCACGGUGUCAUGAUGAUGUCGCUCCUGCCUGCUAGCUGGAUGGUUGUUGGGCGCAUCUCUGGAUCCUAAAUGCCAUCGUGAUGGAAAUGAAGACAUGAAGAAAGGACGGAGAGAGUGGUGUGAUUUCAUUGUGUCGAUGCUUGACAUUGCAUGAAGAUCCGAUGCUGGCCGGAUGCAGGGUUUGGCGCAAGAAUUGCUUUUGUAAGUGGGACGCUGACCUGUGUACAUGUCAAGGAUUAACAUCGAGCAUCCUGUGCUGUGGACUAUAACCCCGAUGCCAAAAUUGAAAAGUGCUACGCACUUUCCACGUCGUAUUGCAUAUUUUUGGCGGACACGUAUGCUAGUGCGUGGACGAUCAGAUUACGGUGAUACUUGUGACUAUAUUGCGUCUGCCUUCCAGCCGUGCUCCCUGCCUGCUUGUUCACUAUUGAUAGAUGAGCUGCGCGGUGUGAUGUCUCUCGUGCCUCGUUCAAGAAUAGCACUAUGAUAGGUUCACCUGACGUGGUGGCUUUCACAAAAGAGGAUGAUGAUGGUCAGAGCACUUCUGACCCAUGGGCUAUUCCAGAGGAGUUUUCCAUUCCCCUCCAUCCCCUGGCUGACUCCAACCCAUGGGCCAAAACCUCUUAUGCUAAAUUCACAAAAGACUUCAUUCUCAUUUCGGAGUUCUCCGAGCAGGUGGGCCCUCAGCCUCUCCUUUGCAUUCCCGAUGACCCCAAAGUCUGCGGGAGCUUUGACCUCAACUACUUCUCCCUUCGCAUCAUGUCAGUGGACUACCAGGCGUCAUUCGUGGGGCAUCCGCCUGGCAGCGGAUACCCUCGACUCAGUUUUGUGGAGGACUCAAGGGUCGUACUGGGUGACUCUAAAGAGGGUGCUUUUGCUUAUGUCCAUCACCUUACACUGUAUGACCUGGAGGCGAGGGGCUUUGUGCGCCCCUUCUGCAUGGCCUACGUUUCAGCAGAUGAGAGGAAGAUCAUGUUGCAGUUUCAGGAGCUGUCCGCGCGCUUCUCAAAGGCCUCCGAGUGCUUGAAGGCUGGAAACCGCAGAGCCUUCGCCAAAGAACUCCAGAGGAAGCUUCGAGACCUCGAAUACACUCACUCUGUUCUGCAGAGGGAGGAGGGCCUGCAGAGGGAGGCGGGGCCUCACUGCAUGUACUCCGCCCAUGCUGUGGAAAAGGCCAAUGAGCUCGCCAGUGUGGAAAAGAGCAUCUACGAACACCGGGACCUUCUGAAACAGAUCAGCUCCUACCCUCAUCGUCCCCGCCGGGACCCUCAGGCUGUUGCGUGUCAGCAGUGCGUGAGCGAGUGUGAAGAGUUUUUUGGCAAGUAUGCCACCAUAGCCGAGCCCUUGAGUUGCAACGAUGGCGGUCAGAAGGGAGGAGACAAUGCUCAGGGACACAAUGGCCAGGCAGUCAAAGUGGACAUCGGCGAGGGCGAAUAUGUUCAGCGCAGGCCGUCCUAUACGCCGCAGCUGAUCAAAGCCAAGUCGGCAAAGUGUUUCGACAAGCGCCUCAAGACCCUCCGAGAGCUGUGCGAUAACGCCUUCUACGAGGCCACCGUGGAGUCCUUAAAGGAGACGGAAAGGAGUUUCCGAGGUGACCUGUGCUACCUGCACACGCGUCGCCUGGACCGAGCCCUACGGCGAAAGCAGAGAACGAUCAACUUUCUGUUUGAGGAGGAACUCUGCGAAGACGACGAUGACGAUCUUGACGGAAGGGCAACAUUCAGACCGUUUUGUGCCGUGAACCACGCCGUAGACAACUCCAGACUCUCCAACGGAGUACCUGUCAUACCGGAACCCCCGAAGCGUUUCGACGCCGCCUCCAACACGAGCCAUACUCGAGACUUCAUGCUUGAUGACGACAAUCUCAAGUCCUCCUUUAAUGACCGAGAAUUCGAAACCCCGAGGUGCUCAGAGAAACCUCAUUUCAAGUGUAGCAACCAGAAAAGCUCAAAGCCCGAAGUUCUGGACGCCGAGUCCGACUCGACCCCAGACUACGAGCGUAAAACCGAUCUGGAUGGUGAGAGCAACAGUGAAUGGGCGGAGGCCGCAACUGAUGAAGAUGGCAGGCCCGAGGCUUUGUCAGAAGAAACUUCAAGGAAGGACGACGGAUGCGAGAAGGAUUCUCAAUUUGUUCCCGUGGAUGCUGCAUGCUGCAUGGCCCACGAAGGUUUUCUCGAUAAUCCGCCCGAUGCGGCGCCCCAUCUCGCUGUCCAACUGCAGAGUCCUCAAAUCCUCGUGGUCAACCAGGAGCCCCAGGCCCUACUUCCACUCCUGGAAGACUACGCGGCGGGAUCCCUAUGCUCAGAGAACCACCGAGCCGGACCGCUGGGAGAUGCGGUGUCCCGUACCUCAGCUGAGGACGGAUCGGAUUGUACCAUGAGUGCGUCUACCGGUUCUGAUUGGACCGCCUCCCCUCUCGACAACGGGGGGACGCUGACCCUGCGUUUGAAGAAGAAGGCCGGGCAAGGGGCCUUGAGGUUCGUGCGACAGUACCCCUUUGCUAUGCAGGCUCUGCGGUCGUUGCUGAGCGGCAGGACGCUGGUCGUACUCGGGGCCGAUGAGGCGAGAGUGCGUCGGCUGGUUACUGCGCUGGCCAUCUUUGUUCCUGCUCCAGGAAAAUGUGGCGAGCGAGUCCAACCUUGGCUGUGUUGCCCUUUCACCAUGACCGACCUGCACAGGUGGAAACUUAUUGGAUUGCAAAGAGUGGCAUCUCCCACGGGUUCCAGCAUGCUCUUCUCACUGUCCCGCUACAGUCGCUACAUCUCCAUCUUGGACGCCGAUCAGAAGACCUUGCGUUGUCCGCCUUACCGCGGCCAACUGCUCGCCAACAUGGCGGACCACCGCACCUACGUCCGCCGCGGCUCCACCUACUACCUUCACGUCCAGAGCACACUGUGUCGUCUGGCGGCCAAGGCCUUUCUGUUCACCUUCACCCACCACCUCCACCUGCCAGUCAACGCCGCAGAGGGUCCGGAUGGUGUGGAGGCCCGACGCCGCUGCUUCCUGCAGGAGCAGCUGGGGCUGGAAGAGGACGACAGGCACAUUGUGCUCUACCUCAGCCAUUUGAUCACUCAGCACUACCUGCACGCUGCCAACGGCCGCAAUACGGCGGCGCCUUCUUUUAAUUUUAACUACACCACCAGCGUUUUAUACAAAAUCUGAUCUUUUACAGGGAAAGGCCACCCUUUAUUUUUAUUUUUGGUUGUUUUUAAUGGACUAACGAAGAUCCUGAGCUUCAGGAUGAUCAUCUUAAUUUGAGAUCAAACUGCACUGAUUUUAUUGGAUUUUCUCUGCAUAGCUGCCUUGCUGUUUUUUUCUCUCCGGUCUUUUGUGGGUAGGAAAUCUAGGAAUCAAGGAAAUGGAGGAAUGGAAGAAGUCGGUGAAUGGCUCACUUGUGAAAGUAUGUUAACUCCAAACAUGCACACGUUCUGUCGUCAUCAUAACACAGAAGAAUGGUCAAUAUUUGCAUAUUACUGUGGUUACAUUGCAUUGUGGGAUCGGUCCCAUGUCAAACACACAAUAUGUGUUAUUUAUAUAUGUAUAUUUUUUUGUAAAUUACUGUAUUUGGACCCUGCUGUUCAUCGACACAAAUAGCUGGUUUGGUCUGAGACAAACUUGUUAUUCCGCCCAUGAAAUUUCAGUAGCACCAUGCAAAUUGGUUCCAACUUUGUCAACUAUUUCAGCCCAAUUCCACAUAAUCCAGUCGUCUUCUCUUCACGUGAUCGUGCAUGUCCUGAGGAAUAAGUGGUCACACGAAUAUUAUACCCUGAUGGGUGAAACGGCAAGGAAAAACCUAGUGAGGUGAUCCGCUGUUGUACUUUUAUUUUCUUUUUAUUUGACUCUCGGUCAGGAAAACUUUGAAACUACCUAACCUUGAGGUAUUGAAUGUCACUGUUGUCUUAAAGGUGUGAAUGUUGUGGUGUCAGCAUGAGACUGUCUUGUGCCGCAGUGAAAUAUUAUAUUGGUGAUGUUUCUGCUUUAUCGUGUGAACGAAUAGUGAUGGACAGGACGCGUGGGUAAGAAAAGAUGGGUGUUACAUUUUUUAAAAAUCGGAUUCACCGUUGCCUGAUCAGUGGUCUUUGUUGGAUGUAAUCACAAAAGUCAAAGUUCAUUUCACAGUCCACAAAUCCAAAUCAAUUCCGCAAAUGGAAAUCAGAAAUCUGCCAUUCAAACAAAUCCAUCGACAAGUCCUCCGUAUACAACGCACACUUUUCUGUUGGUCAUUUAUGUAGUGUUGCUUGUACUUUCGUAUAACUGUGUAACUACGUGUGACUGCAUGGGGGUAAAAAGGUGACGGCGGGACUGCCGUCCUUUCUGCUAACAAUGAAAAAUGAGCUUCAAGGUAUUUUGGUGUCACUUCACUCGACCAUCUUGAAGAUUAAUUUAGAGACCUACUCGAGCAUUACAUUCCACUUGACACUUGUAUUGUUUUACCCCAUUUGCUGCAUGUUACCUAUUAAGUACAUUUCAAAUGUUACCGUUAUUAGCAAUUUUCCCCGUAAUGCAAAAAAAGUGAAUGUAAUCUGACCAAGCCAUGUAAACACUCAGUGUCCUUAAUUUACAUCUGCAUGAUGUCUGUGCACAUUUUGUAUGUAUCACAACUUGAAGGUGGGUGGCGUUAUCUUUAGCAGAUGAUGUUUUGUCUUUUUUUUUUAAUAUAGCUCAUAUUGAUCUACGUGCUUUUAAGUCUUUUCCAUUAAAUUAUUUAAAUCCAUUAUUUUUUUUUCACUUGUUUGGUUCACACGGGAGUUAAACGAGGCGUUGGGUAAUCCUAAUGCUCACUGUGACACUAAACAACUAAUGCAACCGAAAGAUCAUUAAACGUCAAGUGCUCUCAGA
Messenger RNA from Hippocampus zosterae (dwarf seahorse), 4870 nucleotides. RefSeq names its product Smith-Magenis syndrome chromosome region, candidate 8a (gene smcr8a). The coding region runs from base 515 to 3193 and encodes 892 amino acids. Gene Ontology annotation, molecular function: GTPase activator activity. The record is from RefSeq and is a predicted model, not a curated record. Gene Ontology annotation, cellular component: guanyl-nucleotide exchange factor complex. Lineage: Eukaryota; Metazoa; Chordata; Actinopteri; Syngnathiformes; Syngnathidae. The transcript has 3 exons.